AUGAUGCUUUACACAUUCAUUUGGAAGUGUUCCAGAAGUGUGUGGAGCUAUUCGUCCUUUUCUCAAAAGGUCGCUCUCACCGGAGACGAAAUCACGACUCGUCGUGUUCAGCUUGCCUGCCCGAUUGAAUUGUGUCCCGGCGAAUCGGACCUGGCGCCCGACGUCAGCGGCGACUUCCUGGACUGGGACACAACAGCUUUUGUGCAAAGCAUGAAUGCGGCUGUCACGAGGCCGUUGGGCGCCGAUUCCAACUCGGAACAUUUGCUGUAUCUCAUUUCGCCACGCGUCACCGACCGUGGCAUCGAGUUGACCGGCAACGCCACGGUCGAGGAGAUGACGUCAGCUCUGCGCCAGGUCCGUUGGUUCCGACUUCAAGCUUUCGAAGACACCUCCGCCUCAGGCGCAGCCGAGCAGAGCGGACGAGUUGAGUCCGGCCCCAGUCAGCCUAAAAGCCAUCUGGCAGCGCCGGUUGAGCGCUGCUUCACGCUUGUCUGCAGAUUGGAAGGAUACCGGAGCCCUCUGAAGUCUGCAGAACAUCCGAAUGCACAUUGGCUGACAGACGGCAUCACCAACAGUCUUAUUGUCAAGGUUUGUCGGGAAAGGAUGCUCUUUUCUAUGCCAUAA
Molecule: messenger RNA, 624 nt
Organism: Protopolystoma xenopodis
Lineage: Eukaryota; Metazoa; Platyhelminthes; Monogenea; Polystomatidea; Polystomatidae
Source: the annotation of a GenBank genome assembly